Messenger RNA from Nylanderia fulva, 2411 nucleotides. The record is from RefSeq and is a predicted model, not a curated record. NCBI's taxonomy places the organism in Eukaryota, Metazoa, Arthropoda, Insecta, Hymenoptera, Formicidae.
GGGCCGCAGAUUCCCGCGGACGAGGUGAGAACGAUAUUCGUGCACGUUGGCUUCUACUUAAAAAAAAAGAAGAGAAACGUGAUUUCUUAUCGCGGCGAUCAAGCAAUUAUCGAUAGCCCGAAAUACGCCCGAUAUUCGCGCUCGUGUCCCAAGAGACUCGCAAGGUUUGGGUUUCUCUGAAAGAGGACCCUGUCCCAUCAGCGCUGUCACCGGCAGCAUCCAUCUGGGUUGUCGAGAUCUCCAGGGUGAUCCAUCGUCGUCCAUCGUCCGGCCAAUCGAUCCUCGGUGCAUCGAGUUCGAGAGCUUGCAUUUUCUCCUCGAGUGUGUAUACGUUUAGCCUCGUCAGGUGAAUCAUCAUCAUCGCGAAUCAUCGUCAACUCGCAAGCCCUCUUCCUUCGCCGACGUUCUGAGAUGAUCCAGAACCAUGCCAAUGUGUGAUGCGAGAUCCUAACACCCGGAACAAAACUGGCGGAAUGAAACGCGAACCUUUUGGUGGCAAAGAGGUUCUCUCUUUUUCUCUCUGUACUCGCGUGACGAUAGGAUCUACCCCACUAUUCUGCACGUUACCCCUAGUCUAGUCGUGCCUCCUCUUCUCUCCCUUCCCCAUCAUCGUCGCGGUUUAGCUUCCCCUACUUUUACCCCCUGCCUAUCGUUUUCCUUUCUCUCCUCGCUCUACUUGUUCCUGCUCUCACCCCUUUUCCUUGCUCACCCUGAGCGGGGUAGUUCUCGUACGACGCGCCCUUCCGUCGAACCGUCGAGGAAAAGAGAGAGAGAUAGAUAGGUAGAUAGAAGGAAGGUUAGGGAGGGAAAGAGAGAUAAGAGAAUGUACACGAUUUGCAGUGCAAUCUGCUGCAACGUCUGUGUGUGACAGACGGGACUGAAAAGUGUAACCGAGUGAUGGGAUUAGGAAGGCACGAUUCGUCGCUCGCCUCGGGAAUUCUUUUCCACGGCAGCGGGUGAACAACAAAGUGCGCGAAUAACGAUAUCCCUCUUCUUUGCUCUUCUCGAAGGAGAGGAGCAGCAUCCCGCGAGUGCGACACGAGCUAAUUCGCGAUAAGGGAAGGAGAAGAUCCCUCUCCUCGGGACAGGAAUUCCUCUUCUCGGGGACUUCGGUGUUACGAGAUCAUGCGAGGUGCGAAUUUCACAGGACCGGCGCGUCACUAUUGACCUUCCGAAGAUGGUUUUGUUUGUCGCGACGUAUCGCUCCACCACAAAUAUAUAAAGGAAAGAGCUGAAUUCGGAGUCUAAAUGACACCACUUCCCAUUGCGACAGCCACGCGAGGGUUCAAUAGGAAGAUAUCCGCGAACGACAAAUGCUCAUAUGCAAGUCCUCGUGCACUGAAACGCGCAGCAACGCUAACCUUAUCGAAGGGGGUGCGAUUACAAGAGCGAGAUAAAAAAUACGGAAUAAUUUCAUACUCAUUGAUCUUCGUAUCGCGGGCGUAUAAUAAAUCUCUAAUUGUGUGAUUUGUAUAUUGCUGUAAUAAAUUAUCAAGAUAACGAAGGAGAAAAAGCGAUAGAGAAGGAGAGUCACGUGGUUUCACGCCGCGCGUCAUUCAUGAUAAGAUCGAAUACGCGUCUACUUAAUGGAGUCUGGAGUCUCGCUUCUAUACAUCGAGGAUGAUGCCUGGCGAACGAUAUUGCUGCCUUGAUGCCGACGAGGAUCGAAUCGGAUCGUCGAGAGAUAAAUUCAAGAAACUGAAGAUGGUGGCGACCAGAUAAAGGCUUAUGGGCGACUCACUCUUUUAAGACAGUAAUAUUGAAGAGCACGCGAUCAUCGUCGCGCCGACAUCAUGGGGAAUGGCAUGAAUAAGGUACUUCCUGGUCUUUACGUAGGUAAUUAUCAGGACAGCAAGGAUGCCGAUCAAUUGGAGCGUUUCGAGAUCACGCAUAUCCUCGCCAUUCACGACACAGCCCGUCGUCUGCAUUCCGAUAAGCAUUAUCUAUGCAUCUUGGCCGCCGACAGUCCUGAUCAGAAUUUAUCGCAAUACUUCUCUUUGUGCAACGACUUCAUCCAUGCUGCCCGUCUUCGCGGCGGAAACGUUCUGAUCCAUUGUCUGGCAGGAAUGUCAAGAAGCGUGACGGUGGCGGUAGCCUACAUCAUGAGCACUACCAAUCUGUCCUGGAAAGAAGCGCUCAAAGUCGUCAGAGUGGGUCGUUCCAUCGCGAAUCCGAAUGUUGGCUUUCAACAGCAGCUCAAGGACUUCGAAUCCAGUCGCUUGCAAGACGAGCGUCGCAGGUUGAAAGAGCGGUUUCCCAGUCUUGCUCUCGCUGAGUCAGACGCCGAGGCUUGCAGUUCCACCUUGAUAAAUUACGAAACACUAGCCCUAGCGAAAGAGGUGUGCGAGGGCAAAUGCGCCAUGGGACGCACUUGUCCGACUGGCCUUUGUCGUCAACCUACUAAAAGGUAA